AGAAAUACCGACGGGAGGAGCGGGGAGCUCGCGCUUAGUUUGACCUCCACCCCAAAGCCGAGGCUGUGCCUCAGGAGACCCUGGGCACGCGGGAGAAUCGUGGCCUGCGGGAAGGCCUGCAGGGCCUUGGGGAAACCCCGGGGCAGACGUGAACGCCGCUGCCCAGGACUGCCUGGCCCCACGUGGUUGGAGCGCGCCCCGGGGGGGCCGGGCCACCCAGGCUUGCAGAGGGAAGGCGCCUGCAGCCAGGGGUGGACAGAGAUAGACCCGAAAGACAGGCGGCACUGCCUCCUGGUUGGUGCAGGACAGGUGGAGGCCCAGCGCCCCAGCCUUGCGCCUGGUGGCCUGCCUUUCCUCGGGGCUCCUCUCUCCCCCAGUUUCUGAUGACCACCAACUCCCUGAGCACGUGCUGCGAAUCAGGUGGCCGCACGCUGGCAGACUCCGGGCCCACCGCCUCAGCCCAGGCUUCCGUCUACUGCCCGGUCUACGAGAGCCGGCUGCUGGCCACCGCGCGCCAUGAGCUCAACUCAGCCGCCGCGCUGGGCGUGUACGGGGCCCCCUACGGGGGCUCGCAGGGCUACGGCAACUAUGUGACCUACGGCUCCGAGGCCUCCGCCUUCUACUCGCUGAACAGCUUCGACUCCAAGGACGCUCCGGGAUCUGCGCAUGCGGGCCUUGCGCCUGCCGCCGCCGCCGCCGCCGCCUACUACCCGUACGAGCCGGCGCUGGGCCAGUAUGCCUAUGACAGGUAUAGCACCAUGGACAGCGGCACGCGGCGGAAGAACGCCACGCGCGAGACCACCAGCACGCUUAAGGCCUGGCUGCAGGAGCACCGCAAGAACCCCUACCCCACCAAGGGCGAGAAGAUCAUGCUGGCCAUCAUCACCAAGAUGACCCUCACGCAGGUCUCCACCUGGUUCGCCAACGCGCGCCGGCGCCUCAAGAAGGAGAACAAGAUGACGUGGCCGCCGAGGAACAAGUGUGUGGAUGAGAAGCGGCCCUUUGGGGAGGGCGAGGAAGACGAGGGGGCGGAGGAAGACCCCCGGGAGGAGCCCCUCAAGAGCACCAAGAACGAAGAGACAGUCAGCAAAGAGGAGAAGGAUCUGGAGCUCAGCGACUUGGAGGACUUCGACCCACUGGAGGCAGAGCCCCCAGAGUGUGAGCUGAAGCCACCCUUCCAGCCCCUGGACGGCGGCCUGGAGCGCCUUCCUGCUGCACCCGAGGGUCCCGGUGCCCCCGGGAAAGAGGCCUCGGGCGCUCUCCGGAUGCCCCUGGCCACCAGUGGCGGGGCCGCCCUGGACCAGGACCUGGAGAGGGCCCGGAGCUGCCUCCGGAGCGUGGCGGUGGGGCCGGAGCAGCAGCUCGGCAUCGGGGGCGGCCCGCAGGCUUGCGAGGCCAAGAUGGGCUUUGCCCAGGCUGGGGCGACAGCGGGGCUUGAGGUCAAACCACGCAUCUGGUCCCUGGCGCACACGGCUACCGCAGCCGCCGCCACCAACCUGAGCCAGACUGAGUUUCCGUCGUGCAUGCUCAAGCGCCAAGGCCCCGCCGCCCCUGCGGCCGUCUCGUUGGCGCCUGCCUCGUCCUCACCUGCGGCCCCGGCCUCCGCCAGUGCCCUGGACAGGCACCAAGACUCCCCGGUAACCAGUCUCAGAAACUGGGUGGACGGAGUCUUCCACGACCCCAUCCUCAGGCACAGCACUUUGAACCAGGCCUGGGCCACCGCCAAGGGCGCCCUCCUGGACGCGGGGCCGCUGGGACGCUCGCUGGGGGCGGGCGCCAACGUGCUGACGUCGCCCCUGGCGCGCUCCUUCCCGCCCGCCGCCGCGCCCCACGACGCCCAGGCCACUGGCCCCGCCAAGGAGCUUCUGGCGGCGCCCAAGGCCAGCGGGAAGCCCUUCUGCGCCUGACGGGGCGCGACUCCCGGUGCGCGGUGCCAGCCCGCACGUCCGAGACUCCUUUUGUACUGAGUUUCCAAAGCUAGCGGAGAGCGCCAAGCUCAGGCCGCCCGCCUACCCUGAGGGAGGGGCUGGACUCGGUCUCCCGGACCACCAACGAGA
Messenger RNA from Pteropus alecto (black flying fox), 2057 nucleotides. RefSeq names its product iroquois homeobox 4 (gene IRX4). Gene Ontology annotation, molecular function: DNA-binding transcription factor activity, RNA polymerase II-specific; RNA polymerase II cis-regulatory region sequence-specific DNA binding. NCBI's taxonomy places the organism in Eukaryota, Metazoa, Chordata, Mammalia, Chiroptera, Pteropodidae. The record is from RefSeq and is a predicted model, not a curated record. The transcript has 4 exons. Bases 384 to 1907 code for a protein of 507 amino acids. Gene Ontology annotation, cellular component: nucleus. Gene Ontology annotation, biological process: neuron differentiation; cell development; regulation of transcription by RNA polymerase II.